AUGUUGAAUAACUUGUUUACUGUUGGUGCAUUAUUUGCCGUUAUUGCCAACGCUACUUUGAUUCAGAAUCAACCAAGAAAUGGUGUUGUUACCUUAGAUUUAGGUUUAUCAGGUGCCCCUGAUUUGGAAAAAAGACAAAUUGGUGAAACGGAUGCUGUUACAACUGUUCUGUACUUCAAAACAAUCGUUGAAGUAGGUUCAAAUCGUGAUCAGGUUUUAUUAUUCAUUGAUACUGGUAGUUGGUUAACCCAAAUUCCUGAUGUAAGUACCAAUUGUACUAAGUGCUUACUUCCAAAUGGUAAACUUGGAUUAUAUAAUUCAAAUAAAUCUACAACUGCAGUUAGAACAGGUAAGUCAGCUAGGUCAACAUUUAAUGCAAAUGCUUAUUAUUAUGGUGAAGGUGUUCUUGAUGAUAUAUGGUUUGGCUCAAAUUUUAAAAUACCAAAUGUUUUAUUUAAUGAUGUCAGUGAUAUUGGAAGUACUUGGCCAUUUGGAAUUUUGGGUUUAGCUCCUCCACCAAAAGGAUCAGAAAAUGAAAAUGUUGCAUGGGCAGCUUAUAAAGCAGGACUUACUUCAAAACCAAUAACUUCUAUAUCUGCAACAAAUUCAAGUGCUGUAAAUUUACAGUUAUUCUUAGGUGGUUAUAGUGAAUCACACUUAGAUGGGGAUUUUGAUUGGCAUCCAAUUCAAGGUACUCAAGUUAACGCAUAUGUCAAUUCAUUUAAUAUAAAUGGAACUGACAUUGCGGUAAAUAAAUCAUCUAUUUUUGACUAUGGAAAUCCUAAUAUUUUUGUCAGCCAAGAAGUUUAUGAUGUCAUAAUAAAUUCAUUACCAUUUGAUCCAAACAACAAAAGGGGAUCUCGUAAAUUUGAUGCAUCUUUAUUAAAAGAUAAAACAUUUACUUUAACCAUAUUUGGCAAAAAAUAUACUAUCCCAGCAUUAGCUUUCAUUGUACCGGGUUGUACUGGCCAACAUUGUUCGUCGGUAAUUUGGCCAGAGUCCUAUACUGCCAUUGGGUCACCGAUUUUACGAUUUUUAAACCUUGCUGUUAGCGUUGAAGUAGGGAACGAGCUUAUCGGUUUGGCUUCAUGGAAAUCAUCAAAUACUAAUAAUGUUGUUUCCUUUUAG
Molecule: messenger RNA, 1128 nt
Organism: Lodderomyces jiufengensis
Lineage: Eukaryota; Fungi; Ascomycota; Pichiomycetes; Serinales; Debaryomycetaceae
Exons: 1
Coding region: 1-1128 (375 amino acids)
Biological process (GO): proteolysis
Molecular function (GO): aspartic-type endopeptidase activity
Source: RefSeq, a predicted model, not a curated record